This is a messenger RNA of Lachnellula hyalina, 1734 nucleotides long. RefSeq lists its product as uncharacterized. The transcript has 3 exons. The record is from RefSeq and is a predicted model, not a curated record. Bases 1 to 1734 code for a protein of 577 amino acids. Lineage: Eukaryota; Fungi; Ascomycota; Leotiomycetes; Helotiales; Lachnaceae.
AUGGAUUCAUCAGUAUCUUAUAAUGUUGGCGAGCACACCGAGAGCAGUCUCGAAGUGGCAUAUCAAGAAGCAUUACGCAACACGGAAAGCAUUGUUAAAGAUGAGGCUGCGCGGCGACUGAGGCUCCGAAUCUUGAUGCUGGAGAACGAGAAUGAUGAUCUGCAUGAGCAGCUUGCGCUGGGGGAUGAUCGUAUUGAUGUCUUGGAGCAGGAAGGCGACGAGCUGCGGGAACAACUGGAGCGCGCCCAUGACGAAAUACAGCGCCACGAGGCAGAUGCGAGAGUUCAGACACGUGAACUGAAUAACCUACGGGCCGCGUUGACUUCCAUGAACGGCGUCACAAUGGAUACUACGAAGUUAUUGACCGAAAAACUAUCACUUGCGCGGGAGCUUGCCACGCUGAAGCCGGAACUCGAGCACCUGCGUUCUCAAGCGUCGUAUCAGCAGAUAACUCUGUCCGAAAAGUUGGCAUUGCAGCGUCAAGUUAGUACAUUGGAGGUGGAAAUUGAAACCGAGAAACGCGCUUCGAAGCGAGCUGCGGAGAAGAAUGACAGGAGGGAGAGAGAAGCAGACCUCCGAAGUCAAUUGGAAGUAUUGCAGAAUGAUCUGGUGCGAGAAAAGAACAACAGGACGGCGAAAGAAGUAGAGCUCCAGAGCCAAUUGGAAUCCCUACAGAAAGACCUGGCGCGAGAGAAGAAAGAGGGCGGGAAGACUCACAAAGAGGUCGAGAAGGAAUUGAAAGCGUCAGAGACUCGGCAUACAGUGCUCGAAAGCAAGCUGGACCAGAUGCGGACAAAGUUACGAGCUACGAAGGAAGAGCUGAAAGAAUGUCAGACCGAGCUCACUCAGGCUCGCGCAGCCCCGGCGAAGACAUUGAGUACAUCGGCCAGUGCGGAUGCUUCAACUAGACCACGCAAAAGAGCGGCUUUGGAGAUGAGUACCGAUGUAAAUAUUGGUACGCCAGAUGGAGUUGCAGCUAGGGGAAAGAAGCCGGCCGUCAAGAGGGGUAGAAAGGAUCAGACCAUGGUGGGAGAGAAGUCGAUGUUUUCGAUCACCCCUUUCUUAAAUCGUACAAUGAACAUGGCUCUCGACACGCCCGCCAAGGAUCCGGAAGCUGAUAGCGUGGAAGAGGAAGACCAGGAUACCGACAAUCAAAGAUCUGAAGCGGAGGUAGCAUCAGAAGCUCCCGAAAUUCCCGAGACAUCGACGCCGACUGCUGCUCCUAAGGCUAAAGGUAAGAAGAAGGUCGUAGAUAAGCCUGAGGUACUUCACAAAAAGGCUCUCGGCGAUACAAAGAGCAAUACCCAAAAUAAGAAACCUGCACCGAAAAAACGGACAAUUAGCACACUAGAGAAGGUCACCGAGGAAGAUGUCGAUGAGAAUGAGGAACCACGCCAACCCGCUGCUGCGGUUACUACCUCCAAGAGCGUGGCUGCACCAAUGGCAGGAACUAUGAAGCCAGAAAAAUUGCAAUCAAAGGCAGCCGAGACUGAGGAUACAGUUCUGAGGAAGAAAAAGAGAAAGUUGCUAGGAGGAAAGACCCUGUUCGAUGAAGAAGAUGGUGAGGCUACAAAGCGACCCACAAAGGCUUCUCUUGGAGCUCCCAGGUUACUCGCAAAGGGUGGUCUUGCUGGUCCGGGCGGUGGUCUUAGGGGAGGACUCGGAGCUGGGAUGGGAACAUUUUCGCCACUGAAAAAAGAUCGGAGGGGUGUAGGAGCUAGCUUUCUUGCCUGA